AGGUUGUUGCUAGAAUUGAAGUGGCAAUAGUUGCGAACGUCCUUGGUACUUAUCACCUACUAGUACUAGUACUAGGCUAGAGUGGUGCCUAGCAUACAAUGUAGCCUGUCGUGUUCGUCCUAUCUUGCUGGACGCAACAUAAGUUCUGCUAUUCCGCGAUCAAAACGGCGUGAGAUCGACAGAGUAAGUACAUUGUUUCAGCCCUCAGUAUGCUUGGUAAUAUUAGCACAUCUCCGGCAUGGCAGUCUAUCACCAGUCUCUUGAUCUGACCUUGGAAAGUGGAAAGCAUAACAUAUUGGGCCACUCACUGAACUGACACAGUUCGGAUCCGAACACAGCUGGCUACACUAGCCUACAAUCUACAGUCUAUGGCACUCGUCGUCGUAGCAUCGGAGCUAGCUUGCAGCCCGGGACAUCGCUUACCACUGCGUCACCGCUGCUAAUAUAGUGAUACGUCAAGCCACAGAUCGGACAUCCGCACACAUCAAAGGUCCAGCCCCUGUGGCUCGUGAGCAAGCGAAAUAAAUAGCUCGUAGGCCUGCUAGCCAGCCACAACAAUCCAGACUGGCGUGCUUGGGUCUCGGUAUUUCCGACUAGGGGACGCGUCUUGCCGUGUGCAGCACUCUAGUCUAGUCUAUGUCAGCACUGCCAUAGUGCACUAGUGUGUGGUGCAGUGCAAAGGAGUGAGUGGACAAGGGGGGUACAUGACUGUAGUGUUGGGUCUAUAAAGCUGAACGCCUGGUGCAAGGUCAGGUUUCAAGCAGACAUUACUGAAGAGGACGCCUUGUCUCAACGCUUGACUGAGCCAGUCCUGUCUCGUCGGCCUACCUCCAGACAUUACAGCACUCGUUUUCCUAGCCGACAAAUCCAGACACCAGUCCCCAAUGGCGCUGACGAUGCGUAAGAAUGGCAUGCAAUGGCUGUCGGUAGCUGCGACCAUUGGCUGCCUACUAGGUAUUCUGACUACCGGUGUUUCGAGCAGCAAGCGACUACCCCGCUUCAUCUUCGGUCACCCAGCGCUUAUGGAAUGCAGCUUGGAUGGGCCGGCAGAGGAGUUACCCGACCAGUCCGAGCCAGCGCUGGGUAUGCUGACGGAGCACUGUCCGAACCAGCCCCUGCUAUGCUGCACGCAGCGCACUGUCAACGACGUCACACGUAUCAUGCAGCGUAGCAACAUCACCGCAGUGCUCGACUCCUUCUUCAAGGAGCAGCUAGCCGCUGUCAAAGCCGUCAUGCGUUCGGAUCUAUACCGUAUUGGCGACGUCCUGGUACGAACCAUUCCACAGGAGUUUGACAUGAUCGAUCCGAUUGAGCUCAACCUGAUAAGACCAAACAUCCAGGAUAUAUUCUGCCGCGCCAGUGCCGAGUUUGCCCAGGACAUUGACGAGCCGCUCUGCCAUCACAAGGGCAUCGAAUCCAGAGCUAAGGCCAACUUCAUCCUGGCUGGAGCUUACACGAACGCAGCAAUGACGGCAAUGGGCUACCCCGGACGUCUUCUGUCGCCGCAGGCCAGUCGGUGUGUGCGUGCGUACAGCACACGAUCCUACGCGUCCUACUCGCGUCACGUCGACUCGCUGUCCUGCACGCUACACUCGCUGCAGUGCCAGGUGAAGCCGGCCCUGCUCGCGCUGCAGUCCACAGCGGAGAUGAUCGACCGCGUCCGCUUGCUCAUCCACUCCGAGCAGUUCCCCGGACCACGCUGCAAGCAGGCACUGAUGGACCUAACCGUGUGCCCGUACUGUGCGGGGAUGCAAGCAGUCCCGCCGUGCCUGUCCUCCUGCAAACAUGUCCUCCGGACGUGCUUAUCAGAAGUCAUGAAUGAUCAACUGCAUGAGAUCUUCCUCCCGGUCAUAAGCAAUUCGCUCAACAGACUCCAGACGAUUCUCGCAUCGAUUUCCGACAAUCUGAUCCAGGCCCGCAAAACUAUACAGAAAGUCAUCUUGGAAGCUAACCAAGACGUCACUAACAGACUUGAUCAUCGCCAGCUAAAGGAAGAGAUCAACCAUUCAUGCCACCUUAGCAGCAUUCUCAAUCAGCGCUACGAACCACAGGCCUGUAACAAUGCUGAGCCACUGCCGGACUAUCGGCGGAUCAUGCAGCAAGCCAUCGAGACGACCCAGUUCUUGAAGCACGGCUUCAGCAAGCUGGAUGCCGACCAUGCGAGCAUGCUGUGUCCGAAGGUUGGCUGGCCACGCUUGUGCAUGCACUCCCCACUUCGGCCACAACAUCUCCCACCAGCCAAUACACCUUUCAAGGAAUACACACAGGAGAUCAUGGGUCUGUUUCUCAAUCGCAACAGUCACCUGUUCGACUUCAUUACCAGCGAUCAGUACCGUUUGCUGUACGAUGAUGAAGAUUCCCAAGGCAGCUAUCAAGUAAUAACCGAGGGCUCUGGCUCAACGUCAGCAUCAGGCAGGGACCUAAGUGGAGAUGGGCCGUUGGAAAUCUCCGGCAGUGGUAGCGGAUACGAGCACAUUGACUUCACUCCGAGACCCGUCAUAAGACCGUUCAUCCCGCUAGUCUGUGAGGAGGACGAAGAACCGACUACAACCACACACCAGGGAACAACCAGGACGGCCAUCCAGACAACAACAGCCGCAACAGCAAUGCCAACAACAUCUCAUCGCGUUCUCCAUCGCACUAGCCCACACGGCGCAGCAAGAAGUGAGUCUGAUAGACGUCCAGUAACACAUCCUGACACUUCUAGUUCAACGAAGACCUCAACAGCUACACCUGAGAAUGGAAUACCGACGAAUAAGGUUAAAAACUAUGUGUCGGAGAUUCCAGCAACCAAAGCGCAUUCUACGUCUGAGUAUAAGCCAAGCGGUUCAGCCACAGUCAAGGCAGCGCCUGUGCUAACGAUAUCAUUAUCCGUGUUGGUAUGGGCAGUCUCAUGAGCCGCUUCACAGCAGACGUGCUGGUCAUCGUCAGCAAUGCCAUUGUUGGAAAGCAAAUAAACCAAUGGUACUCAAUCCGUGCAGUCAGUGGCCUACGAGCGCUAUUACCCGUUGACAUCUUAGCAGCCGCACAUCCACUGCACGUGACGCGACACGUUGUUUGCAGUACGUGAUCCGGUGAUGCUAAACUGUGACAAGACACAGACGCCAUACUAUAUCCCAACACCGCAGAUAUCUAUACCCAUCUCUACAAGGCUUUUGUAUUCGAUCAUUAGAAGACUCUAUUAGCAAUCAUACGAGAAGAGAACUAGCCCUCUACCGAAGAGAGAACAGCUAGUUCAAACAGGUGCUCGUGUAUAUUUUGUAUAUCUGGAUCAAUCAUCUCCAGGGCAGCAGUAAAUCCUACCGUUUGGUUGAGCCGUAAUGACAUAAAACUCCGUAAAUCGUAAUUGUCUUGGAUCACGUGUAAUUUGAGAUAAGUCGUGAGCAUUGAUCAGAGUAACUCCCACUUGAAAUGGGUGUCACUAUCGUGUUACUUGUAAUGCAUGCCACUCGCUUAACAUAACAAAUAAUUCCACAACCUGUAACGCCUGAUAAAGUUUAGCUUCCGCCCGAUCAUGACAUGGAACUUCUUCCACCCAUCCUGUGCAUACUAGUAUAGCAUGGCUGACAAACACAAUUGCAUCCACUUAUUUAUACUAUUAUAGACCUCACUGUCAUGUUUGUCAAGAUUUCCUCGAUACCACUAAGCUAAAUGGAUACUGACGUUGAUUAUUCGUGAUCAAAUUUCUUCUAUUUGACAUGCCUCUUGAGAGAAACAAGACGAACGGAAAUCACCCAGUGGUGGAACAUGUG
Sycon ciliatum is the source of this 3752-nucleotide messenger RNA. RefSeq lists its product as uncharacterized. Gene Ontology annotation, cellular component: plasma membrane. The record is from RefSeq and is a predicted model, not a curated record. Gene Ontology annotation, biological process: regulation of signal transduction. NCBI's taxonomy places the organism in Eukaryota, Metazoa, Porifera, Calcarea, Leucosolenida, Sycettidae. The transcript is spliced from 5 exons. Bases 885 to 2897 code for a protein of 670 amino acids.